GGCGCCAUCUACGAUUCAAAUGAACGCUUCCCACACUCCCAUUGCCUCCCGGAUACCCGGGUUGGCAUUCUUCAGACGCUCAGAGAUAUCGAUCGAAAUCUCAUUUGGCUUGCCGGGGAAUCCGGUUCCGGAAAGUCGACCAUAGCGCAUACAUUCGCAGAAGAACUUGCCCAGGAGGGAAAGCUUGCAGGGACGUUCUUUUUCUCCAGAAAACACGCUAAAAGGAGCACCUUCGACAACGUAUUCCUU
Molecule: messenger RNA, 249 nt
Organism: Coniophora puteana RWD-64-598 SS2
Lineage: Eukaryota; Fungi; Basidiomycota; Agaricomycetes; Boletales; Coniophoraceae
Exons: 2
Source: RefSeq, a predicted model, not a curated record